AUGUUAUACCACGCUACCGAGGAGUUUCGCAUAUUUCUUGUAGAACCUUUUCGAUUCGUGGAGGAUUCAUCGACCUUCCAGCCGUCUCCUGUGCCAACUGCUGAAAAGCCUGCAACCCUCGGGCAAAGCGGCGCCGAUCCAGAACUAGUUGCCUCAACUUCCUUGAGCGACAGCCAUCCGAGCAAUGAGAGCCCUCAGCCACACACAAUGCCCUCCCUCACGCCCCGCGUCCACCUUCCACAGCUGCGCAUGGAAGACAGAACACGUCGGGCAAGACACGACCACUACUUCGUCUGUCCGAAAUCCCCCAACGCCUUUUUCAUGGGUGACACCGGACAGUCCUCUCCAAUCUCGGUAUUCACGACUAACGACAAGCCAGACCUGCAACAGAGGUCGACUCAACGCAGCAAAAGUGUUUCAAGGCUGCCGGAGAGAAAGUUCAGCAACCACGGGACCUUCAACGGGAGCGCCGGAGUGGACGCGGUGCAAAGCAACGCUUCAAACGGUAGGAUGUACAGUCGUUCGUGCUUUCGCUACCGCAGCACCGAUAUUGACGUCGCCUUGGCGACAGCGACAGCUUCCCGUGAGAACCUAGCUGGGAGCCAUUUUGGUGAUGAUAGCAAGAAAAAAACGGCGGCGUCUCUGUUCGACCUUUCUGCCAAGAUCCAACCUCUGACAACGACCAAUCUCCAAUCCUUGAAUGGCAAAUCGACCAACUCUCUCCUCGAAACAGACAUCGACACUGGCAUGCAAAAUGGCCAGCAGAUCAUUCUUGAGACCGAUGUGGAUACGCUGAAUACGUAUAGGUUAGUGGGAGGCUUCACGGGUUCAGAACAGGGUACAAUUCAGUCUAACCAGGACAAAGCAUACAGCCUGUUUAAUCUCUCUUCCUACUCCAACUCGGGGCCGACUCGAGUACACCAAACAGAUGAGUUGCAACACGAAAGUCGAGCAGACGCCUACAAGCGCACACAAAGUUUGUCAGGAAUCGCCAAAUCUGGUGAUGGUCAGCGCUCCGAUCAGAAGGCCGGUGCGUCAGGUCUGAUCGCGCGAUUAAGGGCAAGAGCACGCUCGAAUCACGAACUGCGGGUCGCAGAAUCACUCACCAGAAUCCACGUUCCCGAGUGGCUGGAUAAGGCUGACCUGUCGCGACCGAUAUCCCCUCAGCGUCGUGAACCCUCGCCCUCUCCGACUCGUGAAAAGGCAGCGUUGCCACGCUACGGGACUUCGCUCCCGUCGACAACGCUCCUCCAGAGCACAAUUUCCACUUCUCUGGAUGCAAAGACGAAAGGAACCAAGACCGUGGAAACGGUGGCGAAGCCAACCUGGUCACCAGCUCCACAGAAAAGAAGCGACUUCAAGCGUCCACUCCGACCCAGUCAGAUCCUUCGCGAGCGCAACGCCUCGUCCGGCCCAAGACUAGUCCCAAUUAAAUCCUCGCUGCGAAGUUCCAUGCGAAGCCAGGUCAUCGGUGGGACCAACGACGCAUCGAUUGACCGUGGAGCUGUAAUCAGAACAAGCACGCCUGGCUCGAAGAGAUGCCCUGUCCGUCUAGAUCCCGAAGACUUCCUCACACACGACGAGAAAGUUUGGGGCGAAAAAAGUAUUCCUCAGUCUCUUCCGCCUGUGGUUUGUACAAACGGAGCAUCCGCAGAGCUUGUUCAAGCCCCGAAAACCACUCCCACCGUGCCAACUUCCCCUCCCAUUCCAAAGCCAUCGCCGAGAACACCAAGUCGGGCCGGUCAGCUGGUUCGCAGGAAUGGCGAGACGCAUAUUGUUGACGAUGUCAGUAGCAUUAAGAUGGCGGAUUCAGAAAGUUUGAUAGAGAACCAAUUUUACCAGUCGAUGGACAAUAACGAUGGAGUGCAAUACACGAGCCGCUUCGAUGAUGAAGGCAUUUAUGAAGAGGUCCGACGCCCGUCGAAGCUGAUGCCACCGCCAUUGUCUUUGCCACGACCGUCACCGCUGACUUCGCCAACUAGUACAAUUACAUCAAGAUCGCCAAUUCACAGCUCUACUUGGCAUCACGCCGACUCGGAUGGAGAAACUGAAACCAUGGCAACAGAUGGACUAGACAACAUAUCGGACCUUACCUGCCUGACCGAUCUUUUGGACAAGUGCUCGGGUCGACACCUUGCCCUCCUACAAAACCGCCCAUCUGCUCUAGAGAACCUUCUCUCACAGCUUGGUUGGUGGUCCAGUACACCCAGUGCAAAGCCGAGGCAACAGCUUCGCGGAUCUGGUGACUUUGUGGCCCUGGCAGCGGGUCGGUUCGAUCCCGACGAGGACAGCCAUCGACACGAGUUCCUCUCCUUGCUCGCCAGUCCAGCAGGUCAGGGACCGAUGAUCCUUACUGAGUAUGGCUUCGAUCAAAAGCGCAUCGGUCUCGAUAGGAAUCCCAAGGAUGGCAUGCUGUACUUGCACUGCAGUAACCCCUCGUGUCCGCGGUUGGGACCCACGAGGGUGGACAAGGCGCGUUCCUGGCGAACCUGCACCAACUGUUUUACGGCGUACUGUUCAACAAGGUGUCGGGAACAGGGCACUCACGCACACAGCAGUGUCUGCACCUUCGGCAGGGCACGCCUUGUUUGCGGCCGGAUUCUGCACCAACUGGCCCCCAGUCAGCAGUCCGGCCUGACGGCUCUGGCAAAAGCUGGAACGACACGGCUUGGACGCGGAGGCAUCGUCAUCGCCUUUGCUUCGGCCCAGGACGCUGAAUACUUCCUCGCCAGAUGUGCAGCUCUCCCGCUGAAGCAGCAAAAUCAGCAAGCAGAACCCGUUGCGGCAGACCGACCCAGUCCUUCCGGUCUCCUAGCUCCACCGAUCUACCUCACCGUGGAGGAGGUGAGCAAGCUUGACUCGAAGUUGGCAGCUCCUUGCAAGAUCUACAAACCGAGUGUCAGCUACGUGCUCAUUGUGAUCGUCUGUGCCUACGACCUCGAGGUAAUGAAGUGUGGACGCGCUGUUCACCUGUACAAACAGUCCAUCAUCCUGCCUUUCCCCGGCGCCACUGCAGUUGACGCUCCUCGUUCCCAGCUGCCCCUUCUCAAGGAGACAACUAUUUCAUGGACCCAGCCUCAAACAACCAAGGAAGAGAGGGAGGCCUACUCCAAACGACUUCAGCGCACUCUCCGAGAACGUGGUGUGAGUUUGCGCAACAGUGAACCCGAGGUCUACAAACGGCUGUCUGCGUUCGUUGAGACGGGCGAGGCUUUUGAUCCAGUGGAGUUCGAUUUUCAUGAUUACUAUUCGAAUCAGGUGAUUACCUGCACAAUUGCGCCCAUGAAAGAUGCUGUGAUUCGCCAGAAGAUGAUUACGCGACCAGAUGAACGACAUCGCAACUAUCCCUACAAACAGAAUCAUAGACCCUUAAAACCGCGAAUUGGGGAAACUGAGUUGUGA
Mesocestoides corti is the source of this 3402-nucleotide messenger RNA. Lineage: Eukaryota; Metazoa; Platyhelminthes; Cestoda; Cyclophyllidea; Mesocestoididae. The record is from the annotation of a GenBank genome assembly.